GUGAGCCUGUGAAACUCUUGUAAACCAAAGAGAGAAAUGAAUAACUUGGAAUCUCCUGAUAAUGCCAACACCCGUGAUCAGGAAGGUAGUUUCAGAGCGCCACCGGAGAUGUCAUCAACCCCACCAACAAUAUCGACCUCCACGCCUGCUCCAGACAUGAUUCAAGCGAUGGUCUCAGCAUUCCGAAUAGCGUUAAUGACGAAUUUUACGCUAGCACCGUCCUCCAGUACCAAACCUAAGGUUAAAUUCCUUGCACUAGAAAAGUUUGUUCCGCGGAAAUCGUUCACAUUGUGGGAGGAACAAUAUCGCCGCUACAUAGAGCAGUUUGACCAAGACCAUAGAGCUAGCGCUAUUAUCUGUUUGUUGUCAAUACCCGCACUGAAAUGCCUCAAGCUAGCUGGCGUUGACAUCGACCUGACGAUGGGAGUUGAGGAGCUAUUCACAGCCAUGCGUCGAGCAUUUGUGCCGCAUACCCAUGUUCUCGGGCAGCUGGCUGCCUUCCACUAAACAAAACAAAACUAAAAUUGUAUGAACUGUGAUCAAAAAAUUCUUGACCUCAGACUUCCAAAAUUUGUCUACUCUUGUCAAAAUAUAUGUAAAUAUAUAUACUUAUUGAUAGCUGUUUCUUGAUUCAUAUUUAAAACAAGAGAUGUACUUUUAUAUAUAAACAUACAAUUCUAUUUAUUCAUUUAUUAUACAUGUUGAUACCUGUUGCAUGACUCAUG
This is a messenger RNA of Trichobilharzia regenti, 725 nucleotides long. The record is from the annotation of a GenBank genome assembly. NCBI's taxonomy places the organism in Eukaryota, Metazoa, Platyhelminthes, Trematoda, Strigeidida, Schistosomatidae.